AUGGCCCAGAGACUUGUGGUAGUAACGGGUGGUACUGGAACACAAGGGGGCGCCGUGGCCCGUGCCCUUGUAACCGGUGGUAUCUACCGAGUAAGGGCCAUAAGCCGUCAUCCUCACAGCCCGGCCUCCAAGGAAUUGACCGAAAAAGGUGUCGAAGUUGUUUAUGCGACACUAGAAGACCGCGAGUCUCUCAUCCAGGCCUUCCAGGGAGCUUACGCUGUCUAUGGGUGCACUCCCUUUGGACAUUCCACUGAAGAGCAGCAAGGAAAGAACAUCGUGGACGCGUGCAAAGCCAAUCACGUUUCUCUUCUGAUUUGGUCUUCUCUCCCUAAUGCAAUCGAAACUUCUGGCGGGAGGUAUCGGAACAUGACGCACUAUGAUCGGAAGGCAAAUGUAGCUGAGUACAUCGGAAAGGCUGAACAGCCAGCGAUUACAAUUUACACGGGGGUAUUCAGUGACAAUCUUCUGAAUUAUGGGUGGAUCCGCCAAUCAGACAGCGGGACGUGGGUGAUAAAUACGCCAGUCGGUCCGGACGCUGCCAUACCCCAUACUUGGAUAAGAGGCGAUCUUGGCCCAGCUGUCGUUGCAAUGAUCAAUAGCUGGGAAGAGCCUACCAUCAGAGAAGAAUUGAGAGAGCAGCAACCGAUCCACGUAUGCUCGUAUCGCAUUACUGGUACGCAGAUGGCAGAGACGGUUGCAAAAUUGACAGGCCAACCUGCCGUAUUUGCUGGCGCACGCUCUCAGGAACGUGGAGAGCUCGGAGAGAUGUUCCAGUAUCAAGAUGAAGGUCUGCUGUAUCCCGAAGGGGCCAUACCUCCCCCUCUUCUAGCAAAGCUUGGCGUCGAGUUCCACAAGUUUGAGGACUACGUCCUGGCUGAGAUUGCAGCAAAGCGAGACUAA
Molecule: messenger RNA, 900 nt
Organism: Dacryopinax primogenitus
Lineage: Eukaryota; Fungi; Basidiomycota; Dacrymycetes; Dacrymycetales; Dacrymycetaceae
Product: NADP-binding protein
Exons: 7
Coding region: 1-900 (299 amino acids)
Source: RefSeq, a predicted model, not a curated record